This is a messenger RNA of Pomacea canaliculata, 4562 nucleotides long. RefSeq names its product transmembrane channel-like protein 7. Gene Ontology annotation, molecular function: mechanosensitive monoatomic ion channel activity. NCBI's taxonomy places the organism in Eukaryota, Metazoa, Mollusca, Gastropoda, Architaenioglossa, Ampullariidae. Gene Ontology annotation, cellular component: plasma membrane. The record is from RefSeq and is a predicted model, not a curated record.
AGACCUGCAAGUGUGUGACGAGCGUCUGGGGCGUGGUGAGCCCAGCUACACCGCGGCACCUGGCUUGCGGACUGUGCGUCGCCUGGUGGUGGGAGUGUUGGUUGUGCACUUCAAAUUGCCGUGCGUUGCUUGGCUCAGGUUCAGUCUCACUGCCUGCGCCAGGCGAGGAGCGCUGGCAUUAGGACUGCCAGUGAUCAGCGGUAGGCAGGUGUAGAGACAUCGUGUCCACCACAACCCCGGUGGAUCCGUGGCGAAAAUGUCACGCCCACCAGCGUUUACGGGUGGAUCUUACGAUCCGCGUACAGAAGACUUGACCCCGCCGGACUACGAUGAACGAGCAAGCCCUGUGCUCCGUAACGGCAAAAUACCCAAUGAGUAUGUGAGUAAACCGGACUUUCGAGUGAGGAUGGAGGAUGAGUUCCAUUCACCCAAUAACCAUCGGCUCAGCCAGGGGUCAGGGGACUACAACUACGUGUCCGACGAAGCGACAGACAUACCGCCAGACUACCUACAUCCUGUUCCAGAGCAUCAGGACGAAGAAAACUACGGGGAGGGCAGGGACAACUUGGGGUAUGUGCCUCCGGACUACCUACACCCUGUCCCCGAGCAGCCUCGAAGUCACCAUGGACGAGGCAGCGACAACGUGGAGUACAUUCCUCAGGACUAUCUAGAACCUGUUCCAAUGCAGCCUCGGGCCGCUGACUAUAGACAGGGUACCGAGAACCUGGGGUACGUGUCGUCGCCGAACGACCAGCAUGGUGUCCGCAGGAGGAAUAUCCCCAACGGCACUGUGUCGUCGGCCGGGCUGAGUCCUGAGUCGGUGGAGACGUUCGUGCCCUAUGACACGGACCUGGAUGCCAGGGGAUGGGACAACACCAGAGCGGGCAGUGUGGACUUAAAGUACGAUCCCCCGCAGGACUACGAAGCCGUGGAUGAGACCAAUCUGCCCAGCACCCAUGUGCACGCAAAGGCCAAAACACUGACCGACAGGCUGCAGGAAGUCCGCCUUCAAGGAACCAACGCCGCGGCCAAAACGCUCAGGGACAGUAUGUGGGACAUAGAUACGUCGUUAAGAGGAACAGCAUGGAAGCGAUGGGAGAAGUGGAAGGCAGAAACGAAGGCUGCAUGGAACAGUGUCGAGGUCUGGUCAUCACACUUCAAAGAAAUUGAAGGUAAAUUUGGCAGUGCAACAGUCUCCUACUUCCGCUUCACCCGGUGGCUGGUGUACCUCAACUUGUUUGGCUUCCUAAUGUCCUUCCUAGUCAUCGUCAUGCCCUUCUUCUCUACGACGCAUCCAGAGUCUUUCAGCCAGUGGUUAAACACAUCAAAUCUCUGUAAUAGAACUGCAAGUAAUAGCAAUGAUACAUGCCCAUACCAGCUGCAGGCAAAACAAUGCAGCGAGGCUUAUAUGGAUUAUGUCAAAAAUUCGACAGACAAGAAAAAUAGGAGAUAAAUAGUAGAUUUCAUCGUAGGCACAGGAUGGCUGGAAACAACCAUACUGUUUUACGGAAACUACUACAAUCGCACCUUUGAAACUGAUGGGACCAAACACUUCUACAACAUGGGUCUGGCCUAUCUCCUGGCCUUGGGCUUCACCUUCUUUCUAAGUCUCAUCUUCAUCAUUCUAAACUCAAGCCGAAGUGUAAGAGAGGGCGUCAUAAUGGAGAGUGAAACAUUUACAACUUUCUUCACUAACAGUGUGUUCUGUGGCUGGGACUACUCCAUUGUUUCAGAGAAUUCUGCUGCUGUAAGAAAAAAGAUUCUGUUUCAAGAGCUCAAGGCUGCCCUGGAGGAGCAAAGGAAACGUUUAACACAGAUGAAUCGCUCAAAACGGGACCUUGCCAGAUUAUAUGCAGUGCGCUUGGCUGUAAAUGUGAUUAUUUUGUGCAUUCUGGCAGCAUCACUGUUUCUUGUGUACUACACCAUGACAAACUUGAUAGAUCUACAGAAACAAAGCUUGAAUAAGGAGCUGUCCCUGGUAGUGCAGUACCUGCCUUCAGUGACCAUCACUAUUCUCAACGUUAUAAUUCCUUUACUCUUUGCCAAACUUGUUUUUUAUGAAGACUACUGGCCGGUCACUGAAAUGAGAAUGACUCUUUUUAGAACUGUUGUACUGAGGCUUGCCUCGCUGGGUGUGCUGGUUGUCACACUUUACUACAGGCUGCAAGUUGAGGAACAGACAUUUCACAGGAUGGAAAAAGCUGUCCUGAAGAAGUCAAUGGUAACAGUGGGAAAAAGUGUUGCGGCAAUAACCUGUGACAUCGCAGUCUGGCUACACAUCGACUACAGAAGGCAGUGUGAAGUGCUGGGAGACAUAUGUUGGGCAGCAAUUCUACAAACUGACAUUGCUGGAUUUUGCAGUAUAUAUAGUUUACACCUUUCUGUGGAAUUCCCUCGCAAAACUAUUUAUGAACGCUUGAAAGGAAAGAUUGACCUUGUGGCGAAUUAUGGCAGCCAAGAGUUUGAUAUUCCACAAAACGUUCUGGAUUUAGUUUACUCUCAGACACUGUCUUGGUGUGGGAUGUUUUUCACACCACUGUUACCAGGCAUUUCAUUUGUCAAAUGCUUGAUAAUUUUCUUUAUUAAAAAAGUGUCUUUAAUGAACAACUAUGAGCCACCUCAGAAGGCUUACAAUGCAUCAAAGGCAAAUUCCUUCUUCAUGACAAUACUGUUGCUGUCUUUUAUUGCUACUUCUGCAGUUAUUGGAUAUAUGAUUGGAAACAUUCAUCCCUCCAAGAGUUGUGGUCCAUUUCGAGUCUACUCAAAUGAAAACUACACAGUAUGGAAGGCCUUAAUUGAUGAAAUUUUGAGCUGGCCACGGGGGGUUGCAAACUUCCUGUUCUUUUUGGCAACACCAGCUUUCUUUAUUCCUGCCUUUGGUGUUUUGUGUUUUGUGAUCUACUGCUACUGGACAAUUGGGCAGGGCUACAAGAAGAUGCAGGAGAUGUUGAGUGACCAUCUCAAAAUGGAAGGGCGUGACAAACAUUUUCUUCUGGCAAGGGUGGACGAACUGCAGAAAAGGCACAAACAACUUGAGAUCCCAGAGAGUCUUAAACAGUCCACCAGCAUUAAAGGCAAACUGCUGCUGAGUCCAAACCAGCCUAUAGACCAGUGGCCUGGGAACAGCUGAACUGUGUCAAGCAGAAUGGUUUUCUCUAGAACUUUCGUGUGAUAUAACGACUCGUUCACCUCUGUCAGGCUAGCAUAAAAAGGAGCAGAAAUGUCAAAUGAAGCAAUAACUGCUGGAAUGCUGAAACAUGUCUAGUCUCAAUCUUUUGCAGCAUAACUUUUGAUAGGUUUUUGGGUCUAUGUAAAGCAAACUUUCAUAAUAUUGUGUUCAUUUGGUCCCCAGAAAUAGGGCACUAAUUUGCUUUUUGUCUUCCUACAUUAAGACUUUUGGGCUGCAGUAAUUUAUUUAAAAAAACUAGUAUUUAAGAUGUUCUAAAUAAGUGGGUUUUUGGACGAAUUGAUGUUGAGAAUGUUAGGAUCCAUGUUUUCUUGUUCAUUUCUUCUCAUGUAUCUUUGAAGUUUGUAAGUAUUUGGAAAGUUUUUAAUUAACUGUUUACACAAAAUGCUGAGAUUCACACUAACAUUGGCCAAUUUAAACCCAAAAGAUUGCAUAAAUUCAGUGAUGUUGUCAAACUAUAAGCACAAGCAAAUGUGAAGUAAAAAAGUCAGGUCCUUUGUGUUUGGUAAACCAAGUAUGUAGUGGAUGUACAGAAAAUAUUCAAGAGCUAAGAAAUGGUCAACCUGGUGUGUGCUUUUACUCUAAUUUCUUUGUCCAUUAUUUGAUAAUGGAAGUGUUAUUAUAAGAGGGCUGAUUGCUAGACAUCAUUUGAUUACUUGAAAACACUUAUAUCCAGAUCUCCCAAUACUUACAAUUUUUUUUAAAAAUUGACAUCAGAAAGCUUAAUCAAAGGCUUAAUAAUAAAAGCUUCAUUUUCUGCUGUCUGUUUCUUACAUUAGAAUAUAAAAUGCAUAUUUGUGCCAAAAACCCUUUUGUCUGUGUGUUUGUUUUUUCGAGUGGCCAAAAACAGAUGUAAAAAUUAUAUCUUUGUUAUCUCAGAAAAACAAAUGACAAUCAAACCUGUAAAUAUUGGGGCAUUUAUUAUGCUUUGAAAAGCAGACAGGCAAUAUCUGCUAUACCAGGAUUGAAAGAAUGACUAAAUAGUAUGAUGGCAUCUGUCUGCACAUAUACCCUAGUGAAAAGUUAACAUAUUUCUACAAAAAAAAAGUAUUAAAAUGGUACGAUUCUUAUGAAAAAAAUGUGUUGAAAAUUGUUUAGUGUCAAUUGGAUUCAGAAGGGUACAGUUUAUAAUAAAUAUUAAUGUUUUUUGAAGUACUUUGAAAAAAAUGGUUUGUGCAUGAUUUGUAAAAAUGUGUUAGAUGUAGAAAUUAAGUCUUUCUAAAUACACUGCUUUAAAAUUUAUGCAACAUUUACAAGUCAAAUGAUAUUUAUGUUUUGUUAAGAUUCAUUUUCUGUAUUCCACACAGGAUGCAACCAUCUUUAUUAUCUAUUAUUGUUCUUUCAGACUGCAACGAAUAAAGUCAAUCAAAACCAA